Maylandia zebra (zebra mbuna) is the source of this 2283-nucleotide messenger RNA. Its product is annotated as rho-related GTP-binding protein RhoU. Gene Ontology annotation, biological process: small GTPase-mediated signal transduction. The record is from RefSeq and is a predicted model, not a curated record. Gene Ontology annotation, molecular function: GTPase activity; GTP binding. Lineage: Eukaryota; Metazoa; Chordata; Actinopteri; Cichliformes; Cichlidae.
CAGAAAUGAACUGAUGUCACAGUAACAGUGAGUCAGCAUUUGUAUUGAUCUUUUGUUGCUAUGUAUGUUAUUAUGUCGGCUAUUUCGUCAACAUUAACAUUUAUUCAGCAGAGGAGUUUCAUGGUGCUCCAUCUGCGAAGAUGAUUUCUUUUUUUCUUUUUGUAUAUAGGAAUGAAAUCAAAUCCGUAUUUAACGGUAAACGUUUCUGGUAAGCUUAGCUGAUUUCACUUGGAGAGCUCUGCAGCUUCAGAUGGCGCUCAGCUCUGUAAGCCUCUUAUAGGAGACACGACCACAGCAGAUGCAGGGAGAAUGCCAAUCAGGAGCUCCUGCUGAGCAGAGAAACCCGACGGCUGUGCCACUGCCUGCUCCAAAUAUCUGACAUGGUUAACACAAAUCUCCGAAGUACCAUUUAGCGUUUUAGAUUUGCAGUAGAGAAGCCCAGUCAGAAGAAACAGUGUUCAGGAAAAUGGAGCAAACGGGAAGCCUCCAACAAAUCUGAACCGCCAUAAAACUUCGGAUCUUCUUCUGUGCAAAGGCAGAGCCAUGCUCCCUCAGGAUAUUGGGAAGCAGAAGCCUCGCCUUGUGUCGGACCCGGUGUGCGCAGGGGACUGUCCCCCGGUCCCGCCUCUGCACCUGAAGAACCGGGACUUUCCGCUGAGCAUGAAGCGCCUUCGUUCCGGCUCCGCGCCCGAGCGCAAGGUGCACUGCGUCCUGGUUGGAGACGGAGGGGUGGGCAAAACCAGCCUCAUCGUGAGCUACACCACCAAUGGAUACCCAACAGAAUAUGUCCCCACAGCGUUUGACAACUUUACCGCGAUGGUUGUGGUUGACGGAAAGCCGGUGAGGCUGCAGCUCUGUGACAUGGCUGGACAGGGGAAGUUGGAGAGCCUCCGGCCCUUGUGCUACAAAAAUGCUGAUGUCUUCCUCCUCUGCUACAGCGUCGUCCGUCCCUGCUCUUUCCGUAACCUCACUACCAAAUGGCUUCCUGAAAUCCGUCAGCACUGUCCCAGCAUGCCCGUGGUCCUGGUAGGCACCCAGCUGGACCUGAGAGAAGAUGUUCAAGUACUGAUCCACCUGGCACAGAACCAGCAGCAGCCAGUGUCCACAGAGGAGGGCCAGCGGCUUGCCCAGGAGCUUGGGGCAGUGAGUUUUGCAGAGUGCUCAGCACUGACUCAGAAAAACCUGAAGGACACUUUUGAUUCAGCUAUCUUAGCUAGCAUCCAGUACACAGAGAGCAACAACGUCCAGCAGCAGAAGAGGCUAACGCUCAGGAAGAAGACCCCUGAUAAGAUCAAGAGCCUUUCAGAGACCUGGUGGAGGAAAAUCAACUGCCUGAUGGGAGAGCAGAGCUGUGAAUUCAAAUGAACACAGUUUGAUUACAAACCUGAGUGAUGUUGUCUUUUACAGAGCUGACCAGGUGACAGAUAAUGCCAGUAGAGGAGGCAUUAUCAACACAAAGAGCAACACAAGUUCCUGAAAUAAUUCAAAUAGCAGUUAAAAACUCUCAAACUGACAGGAAAAUUCUGCUAGAAAAAUGUUAAUAGAUCCCCAACAAUUGAAUAAGUGCAUGUUAGAGUACAUAGAAAAUGAGCUGCACAGCCAGUGUAAAGAGUCUUUGUCAUUUAUGAGGUAUCUAGAGUAUAAAGACAGAUUUUAGUAAACUGCAUUAUGUAGUAGAAAUGUAGUACCUGUAGUCUUGAUGCAUGUUCAAUCAUCCAGCUACGGAAAGAUGUUUUUGUGCUGCGUUGAUUUUUGACAAUUUAUUGAAGUGCAGCACUGCAUUGCAGGAGCACUGCACUGGAAUCCUGUUACUAAACCAUCAACUACAUAAUUGCCAUCAACAAAAGAAGGUGGUUGCAAGGAGAAAUAUUCAGCAGAUCAUUCAGUGUGCAAAAAGUUCCUAAAACACAACUAGGACUCGAAGAUAUUUAAUAAAAUAAUGAAAGUAAUGUUAAUAUGAAAUGCACUUUGUAAACAAUGAACAAAUGAUGCAUGUAAGAAUCAUUUGUACUCUAAAUCAUUUUUCCUGACUUGUGAACUGAGAAAUGAGCAGAAUCUGAGGCUACAUGUAGAUUUGUGAUUGUGGGUUCAUAUUUUAGCCCUGAUUUCGUUAGCCUCACUCAUCUAAAGGGUAAAAAAAAAGAAGUAUUUGGUUUGUUUGUCACUUUUACACCCAAACAUUAUAUACUCUUUGUUAGUUGUAGAUUAUUUAUUGUGUGUUUAUAUUUAUUGAUUUGAAUGCCAUUCCUGAUCAUGAAAUAUGCUCAGAAGCCUUGAAUAAAA